CCACGGGUGACUUAAAUAAAAAAGUGUGCGAUGAAUAAUGAAGGGGACCUUCCGCAGGAGGAUUCAAGAGAUGAUGGUAAUAAAACUGAAGCCAGCAGGAUAAAUAAAUUAAGAAGAACAAGAAAGAAAGUCACUAAACCACAGAUUUCUUCAACUGAAAUAGGAGAAAUGGAUAUUUCCAGCUCAAAAGAUAACGGCAGGGACAGCAUUCAGAUUCCAACCACACCUCAACUCUCCUCUAGAAUGAAGCACAUUAAACAAGAAAUGGCCAAAAACCACCUUCAGUUUGUGCGAUUUGAAGCAGCAGAUCUCCAUGGGGUGUCCAGGUCUAAGAGUAUCCCUGCCCACUUUUUCCAAGAAAAAGUGACCCAUGGUGUUUUUAUGCCCCGAGGUUAUCUUGAAUUGAUACCGAAUCCUAAGGACAAUGAAGUGGAUCACAUAAGAGCAACAUGUUUUAAUAGUGACAUAGUCCUCAUGCCAGAGUUAUCAACCUUUAGAGUUUUGCCAUGGGCUGAGAGAACAGCGAGAGUGAUAUGUGACACAUUCACUGUGACUGGUAAGCCUCUACUGACGUCCCCCAGGUACAUCGCAAAGCAGCAGCUGGACCAGCUGCAGGACUGUGGCUUUUCCCUGCUCUCUGCCUUCAUCUAUGAUUUUUGCAUUUUUGGUGUCCCCGAAAUUAUCAACUCAAAGACCAUAUCUUUUCCUACUUUAACAUUGCUAAAUAAUCAUGACCAGCCCUUCAUCCAGGAACUCGUGGAUGGUUUGUAUCACACUGGAGCCAAUGUCGAGAGCUUUUCCUCUUCUACCAGGCCUGGUCAGAUGGAAAUCUGUUUUCUGCCCGAAUUUGGCAUCAGUGCAGCUGAUAAUGCGUUUACCCUCAGAACAGGUGUCAAAGAAGUGGCAAGGAAAUACAAUUAUAUCACCAGCUUUUUCAUUGAGACUGGAAUCUGCAAUUCAGGAAUUCUGUCUCAUAGUCUCUGGGAUCUCGGUGGGAAGAGAAACAUGUUCUGCAGCAGUUCUGGAUCGGAGCAGCUCACAGUCACUGGGAAAAAAUGGUUGGCAGGACUCUUGAAGCACUGUGCUGCUCUCAGCUGCCUGAUGGCUCCUGCUGUGAGCUGCCGAAAACGUUAUUCUAAGGAGAGGAAAGACCAGAAGGAGAGUAUGCCUACAACAUGGGGAUAUAACGAUAACAGCUGUGCUUUUAAUAUCAAGUGUCAUGGGGAGAGAGGCACCCGGAUAGAAAAUAAACUGGGUUCAGCAACAGCAAACCCUUACCUGGUGCUGGCCGCGACUGUUGCUGCAGGCUUGGAUGGACUUCAAAGCAGUGAUGGUGCUUUGGCUGGUCCAGAUGACAGCACAGAGCUGUAUCAGUCAAAGCCUUCAGAGAUCCCUUUGAAACUGGAAGACGCGCUUGUGGCACUGGAGGAAGAUCAGUAUCUGAGACACGCUCUAGGAGAAACCUUUAUUCGCUAUUUUGUUGCCAUGAAGAAAUAUGAGUUGGAAAAUGAAGAAACGGAUGCCGAGAGAAAUAAAUUCUUGGAGUAUUUUAUUUAGAAUGGAACCCCUAACUAUUCCUUUAGAGAUGUGAUUUUUACUUAAGUAGCUGAUCUAUCAGAAGGAAAAGAAUUGGACUUUUAUAAUUAACAGCAAGAACAUUACACAUGCUUUCAUUCUUUUCUGUCC
This is a messenger RNA of Hipposideros armiger (great roundleaf bat), 1686 nucleotides long. RefSeq names its product lengsin, lens protein with glutamine synthetase domain (gene LGSN). Lineage: Eukaryota; Metazoa; Chordata; Mammalia; Chiroptera; Hipposideridae. The transcript has 4 exons. The record is from RefSeq and is a predicted model, not a curated record. The coding region runs from base 31 to 1557 and encodes 508 amino acids. Gene Ontology annotation, molecular function: glutamine synthetase activity. Gene Ontology annotation, cellular component: cytoplasm; membrane.